UCAGGGGGGCGUUUGUUACGCUGUAAUUUCGAAACAUGUUUCCAUUCCACCGCGAGAGGUGGGAAUAUGUUUCCAGUUUUUUUUUUCUGCCUGUUAGACUCAUCGUGGGUCGGGCUCUGCUCGUCUUCCUCCUCUGCGUCGGGCUCCGCUUGUCGUCUUCAUCCUCCGCUGUUGCUUCAACCCUCACCGUAGCUUUGCGGUGGCUGAGUGAAUCUUAGCGAACGAGUCCUCAAACCCACAAAGAAGUUCCGUUGUUUGGUCCAUUGUUGAUCUUAUCCCUCUUCUUCUUCUUCGCUUGCGCUUCGUUUGUCUCUGUCUUUGUUUCUAUUUCUCUCUCUAUUGCUCGCUCGGCUUGGAAGGAUGUUGGCAGUACUUGAGGAAUCGGUGGCGAAGAGCCUAGUCUAUGCCUGCCUGAAGAAUGGCAGGUCUUUGAUCGACUACUUUGCUUCCAACACAACCAAAAGCGUCGCCAUUAAUCUCGACAACUCUGGCUCUCUGCUCUACAACACCGAUCGGCAGAACCCUCUUCUCCCCAGGCCAAUGCUGCAUCAGGCAUGGCAGUCAAUGACAACUGCAAACUGAAAUUCUUAGAGUUGAAGGCAAAACGGACUUACCGCUUCAUAGUUUUCAAGAUUGAGGAGAAGCUCAAGCAGGUCAUUCUUGAGAAACUUGGGGAGCCAAACCAAAGCUAUGAGGAUUUCACUGCAAGCCUGCCAGAUGAGUGCCGAUAUGCUGUCUAUGUUAGCAAGAUGUUGUAUGCUAGUUCGAAGGAUAGGUUCAAGAGAGAACUUGAUGGAAUCCAGGUUGAACUGCAAGCAACUGACCCUACUGAAAUGGGCCUUAUGUUAUUAGAGGUGGUGCCAAUUAGACCUUGUUGCACUUGUAUGUAUGAGAUCAAGGCUUGACUUUGUAUAUCUACUAUAAACCCAUAGAAUUUUAUUUUUCUUGUGUUUUUUGUCUGUAUACAAGUGUCUGGUAUUGUUGCUAAAUACUAAGCUUUUAACUUGAUUUUUUUUGUUCUAGUUGGUGUUUAAAAGUUAUCAGCAUUUUCGCCCGUAACAUUGUAUUGAGACCAUUUCUGACAAAUUUGUAGCAGUCCUGAGUUAGCUGACUAAUGGCUAUGUAGUUUGCUUAUUAUCAAUAUUAAUUUGUUGUUGAAUUGAGAGAAUUUGUCAUAAUGAAAAGGUAGCUUCCCAUUUCCUGAGUUUA
Molecule: messenger RNA, 1209 nt
Organism: Nymphaea colorata (pocket water lily)
Lineage: Eukaryota; Viridiplantae; Streptophyta; Magnoliopsida; Nymphaeales; Nymphaeaceae
Product: actin-depolymerizing factor 2-like
Biological process (GO): actin filament depolymerization
Cellular component (GO): cytoplasm; actin cytoskeleton
Molecular function (GO): actin filament binding
Source: RefSeq, a predicted model, not a curated record